CUUUGCCGUGUUUUCACAAUUUUAAAACUUAAAAAUUAUGAAUAUAUGUUGUGGAUCAAACUUUACUUAAAACCAACAAAGAUUAACAUAUAUCAUUAAUUUAAGGAAAUCAGAGAAUUAUUCAAAGUAUAUACGCUGUGCUAAAAGUUUUGUGAAAAUAUUGGACAAUAUUUUAAUAAAUGAUGAGAAUUUCUUUUAAACUUGUAAAUUAACACAUCUUUAAGAAAUGUUUAAGAAAAUCUAAAAGCGAUUAAGAAAUCCAUCUAAGAAAUCUAAUAUAAUUAAAACAAAAAUGUGUCUCUAAAUUACCGAUAAUUUUUUGGAAAAGUUUUACCAAUUUUUUCGCUUCAUUCCUUCUUCAUGAAAACUAUAGCGAAAGUCUCCAUAACUCUCCAAAGCACAAAUGAAAUAAAAGUUGAUGGCGUGACAUUGAAAAUAUGCUCAACAGUAUAAAGAAGAACAUUUAAUGAAGAAACAAGUUGGUUUUAUCAGACUAUUCGUGGUCAGGCAAAUAAAUUUGAAAUUUUUUCACUAUUCUGCGCUAGUUGUAAGGCGUACAAAAUGUAUGCAGAUAUUUGCAACGACCACAGGGAUUUGAGAGUAUCCACGUGUUUAACCUAUAGGUCCCGAAUUCGAGCUGUUUGAAUAUAAUUUAGUACGCUGGCAUUAUUGGGCCAAGGACAAAAACGGGCUCGAUCGGAUCAUACUUACGACCACUGCUGAAUGAGGCUCCAUAUUUACAAGUUGUCAAAUUAAAAUUUGAAAUUUUUACCAAUUCUCAAUAUUUGCAAUGAAAUAGUUAGAAUAGUUGGGUCUUUACAAGUCUCCAUAAGACAAGUUUAACAAGUUUAAGUAUUAUGGUGGAAAUUGUGCCAAAAUAGCUACUUGGUAGAAGCAUAUCAUGGUAAGUUUUGAGUACAUAAUUUUUUUUGUACAAGUCACUUUCGAUGUACGCGAAAUUUUAAUGACAAAAAUGAAUAAAUAGUAAAAUCUCUAACAAACAAAAAAUUAAAAAAAAAAACAGAAAUUUAAUUGUACAUGGAUGACGUUGAUGCAAGGAAAAAUUUCCGUAGAAAGCACACGGUAAAAAAGCAUAGCUUUUGGCAUUUUAUGACGAAAAUAUAACGGUGACACUACGGAGUUUUCACUAAUAAAAACCAUAUUUUCAAUAAGGCUCUGAUCAGCAUAAUCCAUAUUAAUUUUGCUAUUUGAUACCUAACCAGCUUAAAGACGAAGCAUUUUCGUAGGAGGACAGAAAAUUUUCAGACAUUUGCAUGUGUUUGUAAUGUUACGUAAUAUUUCGGAUCAAGGUUAGCGUAAUUCUAAGUGAUAAAAAAAUUUCUCACGUGAGUUUUCUGUGUCUUGGACCGCAGUACAAAGGGUCAAAGAGAGGACAAGCCAAAGAGGGCAAGAAUAAAGAGAAAAUGCGGAAUUUUCACUCUUCAAUCAAACGAACAUCAAAUAGCUAUCUUUAUAACGAUUUAUAACGAAUGUGCAUUUUCUCAGCUUUGUGUGAUAAUAAUUAUUUCCGCAAAUUCAAAUCAUCUGCUUUUUGCAAAUAUUAAGUACAAUAUCAUAUCAACAAACAUUUCAGUGAACGAUGAGUGAGGAAGCAAAAGACAUAAGAAAGUAAUUAAAAAAAAAAAAAGAAAAAAUACAAGAAUUGUAAGCUUGUUGUAAAAAUUAACCAGUCCUGCAGACAGUUUUACUCAAGUUUUUUGUUGCUUACUCUGUGGUUAAGUUAUUAUUUUCGUGUGACGGUAUUCGGCCAUUUGUGGCCGAUAUAAACGACCUUCAAAACGUUUUGUGUCGAAGCAAUACGUACUAUGGGCUGCGCACAGUCUGCCGAGGAAAGGGCUGCAGCCGCCAGAAGUCGUUUAAUUGAACGCAAUCUGAAAGAAGAUGGUAUACAGGCUGCUAAAGACAUUAAACUUCUUCUUCUGGGUGCUGGUGAAUCGGGUAAAAGUACAAUUGUUAAACAAAUGAAAAUCAUUCACGAGAGCGGGUUUACUCCUGAAGAUUUUAAACAAUAUCGACCAGUUGUUUACAGCAACACAAUACAAUCAUUAGUUGCAAUACUUAGAGCAAUGCCAAAUCUUAGUAUUCAGUUCAGCAAUAAUGAACGAGAGAGCGAUGCAAAAAUGGUAUUUGACGUGUGUCAACGUAUGCACGACACUGAACCCUUCUCAGAGGAAUUAUUGGCUGCCAUGAAACGUUUAUGGCAAGAUGGUGGUGUUCAAGAAUGCUUCUCACGUAGCAACGAAUAUCAACUAAAUGAUUCCGCCAAAUAUUUUCUGGAUGACUUGGAUCGAUUAGGCGCUAAAGAUUACCAACCAACAGAACAAGAUAUAUUACGCACUCGUGUCAAAACUACCGGUAUUGUUGAAGUGCACUUUUCCUUUAAAAAUUUGAAUUUCAAACUUUUUGAUGUUGGGGGGCAACGAUCCGAACGAAAGAAAUGGAUCCACUGCUUCGAAGAUGUUACAGCGAUCAUAUUUUGCGUCGCUAUGUCCGAAUACGAUCAAGUUUUGCAUGAGGAUGAAACCACAAAUCGAAUGCAAGAAUCGUUAAAAUUAUUUGAUUCGAUUUGCAACAAUAAAUGGUUUACGGAUACUUCAAUUAUAUUAUUCUUAAAUAAAAAGGAUUUGUUUGAGGAGAAAAUACGCAAGAGCCCUUUAACUAUUUGUUUCCCAGAGUAUACAGGAGGUCAAGAGUAUGGUGAAGCUGCGGCUUACAUCCAAGCCCAAUUUGAAGCGAAAAACAAGUCAACCUCAAAAGAAAUUUACUGCCACAUGACGUGCGCUACAGACACUAAUAAUAUACAAUUCGUAUUUGAUGCCGUUACCGAUGUGAUUAUUGCUAAUAACCUCAGAGGAUGCGGUCUUUAUUAAAUUGUUUUUAUCAUUGGAAAGAACAAAGCUAAAAACAGAGCAGGCAAAAAUUUAAUAUAAAUAUUAAAAAUUUUUUUAAUAGCAGCCAUAGUGCAGUAGCAACAACAAUUACCAGUAUUGAACAUAACAGAAGCAGUCA
This is a messenger RNA of Glossina fuscipes, 3030 nucleotides long. It is a transcript of the gene Galphao, whose product is annotated as G protein alpha o subunit. The transcript is spliced from 7 exons. NCBI's taxonomy places the organism in Eukaryota, Metazoa, Arthropoda, Insecta, Diptera, Glossinidae. Gene Ontology annotation, biological process: adenylate cyclase-modulating G protein-coupled receptor signaling pathway. The record is from RefSeq and is a predicted model, not a curated record. The coding region runs from base 1827 to 2891 and encodes 354 amino acids. Gene Ontology annotation, cellular component: heterotrimeric G-protein complex. Gene Ontology annotation, molecular function: GTPase activity; G protein-coupled receptor binding; GTP binding.